This is a messenger RNA of Spea bombifrons (plains spadefoot toad), 1591 nucleotides long. It is a transcript of the gene MED10, whose product is annotated as mediator complex subunit 10. Gene Ontology annotation, cellular component: chromatin; mediator complex. Gene Ontology annotation, biological process: positive regulation of transcription by RNA polymerase II. The coding region runs from base 166 to 573 and encodes 135 amino acids. Gene Ontology annotation, molecular function: transcription coregulator activity. The record is from RefSeq and is a predicted model, not a curated record. The transcript has 5 exons. NCBI's taxonomy places the organism in Eukaryota, Metazoa, Chordata, Amphibia, Anura, Pelobatidae.
GAGAGCUAACCCGGAAGUGAAACGUGUAUACGUCUGUGAGCGAUUGCGACGGAGAUGCCGGUUACUGGGUGACGGUCUAGGAAGCGAGUAUGAGGAAUAGAGACGCAGAGUAGCAGAAAGCUAGAAAAAGGCAGCGUUAUCGUGUAGUAUAUCGAUCGUUUAGAGAUGGCGGAAAAGUUUGAUAACCUGGAAGAACACCUGGAGAAGUUUGUAGAGAACAUCCGUCAGCUGGGGAUCAUAGUCAGUGACUUUCAGCCCAGCAGCCAGGCUGGACUUAACCAGAAGCUGAAUUUCAUGGUCGCAGGUUUACAGGAUAUUGACAAGUGUCGGCAACAGCUCCAUGACAUCACUGUACCCUUAGAAGUCUUUGAUUACAUUGAUCAAGGCCGUAACCCCCAACUUUACACAAAGGAGUGUCUCGAAAGGGCUUUGGCAAAAAACGAACAAGUAAAAGGGAAGAUUGACACAAUGAAGAAAUUCAAAAGCCUAUUAAUUCAAGAACUAACUAAAGUAUUCCCGGAAGAUAUGGCAAAGUACAAAGCAAUACGAGGUGAAGAUCAUCCGCCUUCCUAACAGCAUGACUCCUGCCUGUGUCAAGGAUUUGAAAGGACAUUAAGAGGACUACACAGAACCGAUUUUAUUCAUGUUUACUGGCAUUGAUUUUUUUUUGAGGACAGCCAUGAAAAGGUUAUGAUGACAAUGGUGAUUCAUCCUGCGCUAUACUGUUUGGAAAUUGAGUCUUUAAAGGCUGUUCCCCUGGAUUGGAAUACGUUUGAAGUGUGCUGACGUCAAGCUUUCUCCAGCCCUAUUGAGUCAGCAGUAUAUGUGCGCUGUAGCACACUGAUGAAUCAUUUUGAAUAAAGGACUGUUAUUAAACAUAAGAAUGCACAGGUACAUGUUGUAGCUAAUGGGGGGAAAAUUAUUUACUUUGAAAUAAAAGCUUAGAUUUCUGGCAAAUGAAAUGUUCAUUUCAGGAAUGCUUUUGCCUAAUGAUUGCAGGAAUCCUUACGUGUGGAAGGAUGUACAGCGAGCUGACACUCUGACUAGUAGCUAGAAUGGCUAACUAAGCCGUGGAUGGAUGGAUGGAGGGGGGGCUGGCUGAUGGAAAGAUGGCGUGGUCCUGCAAGCAGUUGUUCAUUGUCUUGCAAUCACAAUUUUUUUUUUCUCUUUUCAAGCUUUGAAACUAAAAUAUUUUCCUAUUGUCUUGUUAUGUUUGUAGUUUUGAAUUUGUUAACUUUAUCAACAUUAAGAUAAUUGUGGUGUUUUUGUUAAGCACUUUUACAAAAGAGGAAUUGACUUACACAGCUUUCACCACCAUUAAAAUUCAUUUAUGAAAGUACUUACGGCUUCGUUAUUUGAUGAUCAAUGAGUGCAGUAGUUUUGCAAUUGAUUUGUUUAAAAGUUACUGUCUUAAAGUGAUGUCUAAUGCCCCAUUUAUAGAAGAAUGUAUAUUAAUGUACUUAUUCUUAUUAGUAUAGUCAUCUGAGGGUGUACUUUCUUUUUCCCACGACUGUAUAUAUUCUUGUAUUGACUUAAACGUUGACAGCUUUGCAAAAAGGGUAUGCAACUUAUAAAUAUUGGUUAAAAAUAA